AAGCAGAAACAGUUUGGUAAGAAACUCUGCAUACCCAGGACUUCCAGAGGAACACAAGAAUUUCUAGCCAUGGCCAGUAAACCCAGACUGCAUUACUUUGAAGGAAGAGGCCGCAUGGAGAGCAUUCGGUGGUUAUUGGCAGCAGCUGGUGUUGAGUAUGAAGAACAAUUAAUUAAAACAAAGGAAGACCUAGAAAAAUUAAAGAAAGAUGGAGUCCUGCUGUUUCAGCAAGUGCCCAUGGUCGAAAUUGACGGCAUGAAGAUGGUUCAGACUCGAGCAAUCCUGAACUACGUUGCAGCAAAAUACAAUCUCUGUGGGAAAGACCUCAAGGAUAAUGCAUUAAUGGAUAUGUAUAUCGAAAGUAUGAUGGAUUUGGGUGAAAUGAUCAUGCUUCAUCCUUUCAAGCCAGCGGAUGACAAAGAAGAACGACUUGCCUUGAUUACUGAAAGGGCCACCACCAGAUACUUUCCAGUCUUUGAAAAGGUCCUCAAAGAUCAUGGGCAGAAUUAUCUUGUUGGAAACAAGUUCAGCAGAGCAGAUGUUCAAUUGCUUGAAGUCAUUUUAAUGGCAGAAGAACUCAAACCUGAUAUUCUGUCAAAAUUCUCACUUUUAAAGGCUUAUAAAGGACGAAUAAGCAACAUUCCUACAAUCAAAAAGUUCCUGCAGCCUGGCAGUGCAAGAAAACCACCGACCGAUGAAAAAACGGCUGCAGAAGCGAUCAAGAUAUUCCACUGAAUCAGGAUCAUGACAAACGUAGUUGCGAUUAACAUGCUACUAUUGGGACACUCUUUCAAGAGUAUAACAACAUACAGGCACAGAUUUCCAGUCACAACAAUGUACAGCAAAAUGUCCAGCAAAAUGGGAGAAAAUAGAAGUGACAUCAAUUACACGCUACUACACUAAAACACAAUAAAAUAUUUUGCUGUCCAGA
Sphaerodactylus townsendi is the source of this 931-nucleotide messenger RNA. Its product is annotated as glutathione S-transferase-like. The record is from RefSeq and is a predicted model, not a curated record. The transcript has 8 exons. Gene Ontology annotation, biological process: glutathione metabolic process; xenobiotic metabolic process. Gene Ontology annotation, molecular function: glutathione transferase activity. Bases 70 to 735 code for a protein of 221 amino acids. Lineage: Eukaryota; Metazoa; Chordata; Lepidosauria; Squamata; Sphaerodactylidae.